AUGUCGGUCCAAGUCGCCGAGGAAGGCAACAAGCGCAAGGGUGGCAUGACGGCCGAGGAGACGGAGCAAUGCAUCUUCGACAUCCUCAGCUGGUUCCAGCGCAAGAAGGCCAACCUGCCCAAGGCAACGAUCGAGCCCGAAGAGGUCGAGUCGCUGCAAAAGGCUCUGGGCGCGCCCGUCCCGCGGGCGCUCGGGUACCUGCUCGAGAAGCAGAAUGGAGGCGUUUGGUUCAACGAGUACAAGUCGUUGAGCUGCGACGAUAUGAUUUCGACGGGCGAGACCGCGUCGCGUUGGGAGAGUUGGGCGCGGGGCUUCAUUCCGCUCGCAGCCGAUCCCGAUGGCAACCUCCUCGUCAUUGACACCAAGCACGCGAACGCGGUCCACGAAUGCUCCGAGGACGGGCUCGGGCGGGAGCUCGCGGCUUCGUUCUCUGCGUACGUCGAGAAUUACCGCAACGAUCUCCUCUCGGGCAACUUUGACUUUGUCGAGGACCUCGGUCUCGUCGAACGCGCGAGCCGCAAGUAG
Saprolegnia diclina VS20 is the source of this 525-nucleotide messenger RNA. RefSeq lists its product as hypothetical. The record is from RefSeq and is a predicted model, not a curated record. The transcript is spliced from 6 exons. The coding region runs from base 1 to 525 and encodes 174 amino acids. NCBI's taxonomy places the organism in Eukaryota, Oomycota, Saprolegniomycetes, Saprolegniales, Saprolegniaceae.